AUGGCGGACGGGGUGAUGUUUUCAGCUAGACGACACUACGAAGAGGAGACCACGAGGGGGACGGUCUUCAUCUACACCAACAACAACAACACAAGAGAUCCCUUUGUGGGGCCCAAUUACCACAUUGCUCCGCGAUGGGUGUACAACGUCUGCACCGUCUGGAUGAUCUUCGUGGUCAUGGCUUCCCUCUUCACCAACGGCCUGGUGCUGGUGGCUACAGCCAAGUUCAAGAAACUCAGGCACCCGCUCAACUGGAUUUUAGUGAAUCUGGCCGUGGCUGACAUAGGGGAGACCAUCCUGGCCAGCACAAUAAGCAUCAUUAACCAGGUCUUCGGCUACUUCAUCCUGGGACACCCCAUGUGUAUAUUCGAGGGUUACGUCGUCUCUAUCUGUGGUAUUGCAGGUCUGUGGUCCCUAACGGUAAUUUCCUGGGAGAGAUGGGUGGUGGUGUGUAAGCCAUUCGGAAACGUGCGGUUCGACGGAAAGUGGGCCACUGCUGGUAUCAUAUUCUCUUGGAUCUGGGCCAUCAUCUGGUGUGCACCUCCCAUCUUUGGCUGGAGCAGGUACUGGCCUCACGGACUCAAGACUUCCUGUGGGCCAGAUGUCUUCAGUGGCAGUGAAGACCCUGGAGUAAAGUCCUACAUGAUUACACUGCUCUUCACAUGCUGCAUCCUACCGCUGUCCAUCAUCAUCAUCUGCUACAUCUUUGUAUGGUCGGCCAUCCACAGCGUGGCCCAGCAGCAGAAGGACUCGGAGUCUACGCAGAAAGCGGAGAAGGAGGUCACCAGAAUGGUGAUCGUCAUGGUCGUGGCCUUCGUCAUCUGCUGGGGGCCCUACGCCUCUUUCGCCACCUUCUCCGCCUGUAACCCGGGCUACGCCUGGCACCCACUGGCCGCAUCGUUACCAGCCUACUUUGCCAAGGGCGCCACCAUCUACAACCCAAUCAUUUAUGUCUUCAUGAACAGACAGUUUCGUAACUGCAUCCUGCAACUUUUUGGCAAAAGGGUAGAAGAUGGCUCUGAGACAACCAGCAGCAGUACUACAGAGGUUUCCACUGCCUCCUAG
Molecule: messenger RNA, 1065 nt
Organism: Brienomyrus brachyistius
Lineage: Eukaryota; Metazoa; Chordata; Actinopteri; Osteoglossiformes; Mormyridae
Product: green-sensitive opsin-2
Exons: 6
Coding region: 1-1065 (354 amino acids)
Biological process (GO): phototransduction; G protein-coupled receptor signaling pathway; visual perception
Cellular component (GO): membrane; photoreceptor outer segment
Molecular function (GO): G protein-coupled receptor activity
Source: RefSeq, a predicted model, not a curated record